AUGCGUGUGGUAGUUAAGAAUUUGCCUUCUUUAGUAACAGAAACUGAGAUAAGAAAUCACUUUUCUGUUAAAGGACCUAUUACUGAUGUAAGAUUGUUAACUAGUGCUACUGGUGAAAGUAGGAGGGUGGCUUUCUUAGGAUAUAAAACAGAAGAGAUAUCUAGAGAAAGUGUUGUGUAUUAUAACAAGUCAUAUUAUAAAGGACACAGACUAGUUAUGGAACCUGUCUUAGAACGAAGAAAGUUAAUGGAAGAAGAUGAACUAAGAAGUAAGAGAAGAAAUCGAGCUAUGGAACUAUCUGGAGUGGGGAUAGCUGAAAUGAAAGAGAUUGUCCAGCUCAUUAGUAAGAAGAAAGAAGGAAGUUGGGAGAAUGAAGUAGGUUUAAAAGAAGACGACUUAAAAGAAGGUAUAACUGAAGGCAGUAGUCAAGAUAAAGUAGAAGAAGUUAUUCAGAAGUACAAGUUAAAGGUAGAAUCUGAGGCUAAAAUGAAGGUUUUAGAUACGGGUGAAAUCUUUGUGACUGGUUUACCCUAUACGGCAACUGAAGAAGAAGUUGAAGUUGAGUUUGCUAAGUAUGGAGCAGUUUCAGAGGUAUACUUAAAGCACAAGGAAAGAGAGAAUGCCUGGGGAGAGGGAGAAACUUUGAACUGUGGCCAUGCUUUGAUUACUUAUGCCUUUCCUCAAGAUGCCUAUGCCUUACUAGGUAGGGAGUUAGUCUUUCAAGGCCGGAACUUAACAAUCCUGCCCAGUAGAGGAAAGCCUAAAGAAGAAGUAAGUUUGAAGAAUCGAUCUAAUCAAUCACGUGGUAAGUAUACGGCUUUGUUCUUUAACUUUACAGCUAUUCUAGGAAUUGCGGCUAAGGAGAAGCGUGUUUCUAAAUCUGAAAUACUUAGGGAUAAAGGAGUUGGAAUUGGUGGGAGAAUAGCUCUACUAGAGAGUGAGUUAGUAGAAAGAACUAAGAAGUUCUUAGAAGUUGAAGGAAUUGCUGAAGGUUGUACUUGUCAUAAGAAAGGAUGUACGUGUAUGUUUAUCUCUAAAAAGUCACUACUAAUCAAAAACAUUCCUUAUAAUACUACUGAAGUUGAGAUUAGGAAGUAUUUCAGCACUUAUAUUAGAGCAGUCUUCUCGCCUUCUAAAACUCUAGUGGUUCUUGAGUAUGCUACUAAGUCAGAUGCAGCUAAUGAGCUUAAAAAGAACAACUUUGCUAAGAUUAGAGACCAUCCGGUUUAUGUUGAGUACCUUCAAGUAACUCAAGCCAGGUACACUCGUGAAUUGGCUGGAACACCACCACCUACUACUACGCCUGAUAAUUCAGCUACUCUUCCUCCUAGUACAACUACUAAACCCAAUCAAUCCGGUGCUAACCACUCUAUUCAACAUCAGAAGAUUAUUCUUAAGAACAUUCCCUUCCAAGCCGGUCGACCUGAAGUUUCCGAAAUACUUGACGGUCUGAUUGGCAAAGAGUACAAACUACGUUUCCCUAAGAAAGCCGAUGGUACUCACCGUGGGUUCUGCUUUGUUGAACCCCAAAACCAAGAACAAGUCGCCCUUCUGCUUAGCAAGAUAAAGCAUCUGCAUCUCUAUGGCCGGCAUAUUGUGGCUGAAAGAGCUAAUCUCUAA
Molecule: messenger RNA, 1620 nt
Organism: Nematocida homosporus
Lineage: Eukaryota; Fungi; Microsporidia
Product: multiple RNA-binding domain-containing protein 1
Exons: 1
Coding region: 1-1620 (539 amino acids)
Cellular component (GO): cytoplasm; nucleus; ribonucleoprotein complex
Molecular function (GO): mRNA binding
Source: RefSeq, a predicted model, not a curated record